AUGGUGAAUCCAGAUUGGUGGCCUGGUGAAGACCACGAAGCCUUUACGGUAUGGGCCAUGGAAAAUGGGGUCGAGGCCUUCGGUGUCACACCAGCUCGGUUUCCAGGUAGAGGGCUGGGUAUGAUGGCGACUCGAGAGAUCAAGAAAGGGGAGGCCGUGGUUCAAGUUCCAGCGAGCGUUAUUUUGACAAUGGAAAAGCUUCCAUCGUUGUUCAAGGACCAAUUCCGCGAAGGCACGGCUGUUCAGACCAUUUUAGCGGCCUAUUUCACCUGCGGCAGUGAAGAGGAACUUGAACCUUAUGCACUCUGGCGAAAAGCUUGGCCCACUCGCCAAGACUUCGAAGAUAGCCUUCCACUUCUGUGGCCAAGAGAACUGGGCGGCCUGUCGUGGCCGGACAGUGAGACGGUUGCUGGAGAAAAUGGACAGCCGGACCUGCCCCAAUUGCUGCCUCCCUGUAUCUCCGGUAAUUGGAGUACGACGCAGAAGGGCGUUGGGUUCAAGGAGUACGAAUGUGAGCAUCAGAAACUGCUCCCAGCGCAGCAAAUGCGACUGUCAAAGGCGUGGGCGGACGUGACUGCGGCGAUUCCGGAGAUUGACUGGAAGUCUUUUUCAUAUCAUUGGCUUAUUUUGAAUACGAGGAGUUUCUACUGGGUUGCGGCUGGUCAAGAGCCACCAGAGGACCGCAACGAUGCGAUGGCAAUGCUUCCCUUUGCAGACUACUUCAACCAUGCGGAUAUCGAGUGUGAUGUCAAAUUUGACGAAGAUGGAUACACCCUUCGUGCAACCGAAGAUUACAACGAGGGAGAUGAAGUAUACAUGAGUUACGGUGGACAUCCGAAUGAUCUCCUCUUGGCAGAAUAUGGCUUUGUCUUGGAGAAAAAUGACUCGGACAGCCUCUACUUGGACGACAUCAUUUUUCGCGAUUUGAACAGCAGGGACAAGCAAGAGGAGCUGUGGCUCAAUCAAUACUACGGGAAUUACCAAUUGAUUUCUCAAGGCGUCUGCUACCGCACUGAAGUGGCGGCAGCCCUAGUGUACAUGAGUGAAGAAGAUUGGAGGAACCAUGUUCUCGAAGGCUCGACCAAAGGAUUAGACGAGGCAAAAUCGGAGACCAUCAUCAAGGGGUGGAUCCGAACAUAUGCUGCCGAGGCGGACGCGGCGAUGGUAUCGAUCCGAGAGGCGAUGCAAUCGCAUGCAGUCAUGAGAGCCCAUCGCCAGAAGGCAGAGACUUUGCUGCGGCGAUGGAGCCAGAUCAAGAGUAUAUGUGAGAGUGCUCUGGUGGCCAUUGAUCUGUAA
This is a messenger RNA of Penicillium oxalicum, 1296 nucleotides long. RefSeq lists its product as uncharacterized. The record is from RefSeq and is a predicted model, not a curated record. Gene Ontology annotation, molecular function: protein binding; protein-lysine N-methyltransferase activity. The transcript has 5 exons. NCBI's taxonomy places the organism in Eukaryota, Fungi, Ascomycota, Eurotiomycetes, Eurotiales, Aspergillaceae. Bases 1 to 1296 code for a protein of 431 amino acids. Gene Ontology annotation, biological process: peptidyl-lysine monomethylation.